CGCCGUUAAACCCCAUCGAAGAAGAAGAAACCCCCCUGUCACAUGACGUGGAGGUCUACCGUCCGACCGACGAGAAAGUGGCGGAAUUUGAGGAGCUACGGAGCAUGGUAUCCAGUUUCGGAGUGUCUGAGCUACACGUGUUACUGGGCUUCACCGGGCGAAAAACACGAGUGGUCGCAAGCACCCCCUAAAGAACGCCUUCUGCAGUCCAGCCCACAAUCAAGGAACAUAAUCAACGGUUCCCACCCCAGGGCGGUAGACGAUAGUCUCCCUGACUCGGCGUCCAUCAAGUCAACGUUCUUCUAGGCAGAGGAAGGUGUUGGUAUUACCGUGGUGAGUUCUGACCUCGGUGACCUGUCUCCCUGGUCUCUGAUUCGCUGGUGCUCAACGAGGAGACCAAAUAAGGAGUUGAGGAUGAACCUCCAGCAGCCCGCCCCUCUCAUCCCCCCUGUCCACCCAGACAUCCAGAUGAAGUCCCUGCCGUUCUACGACGUGUUGGACAUUCUCGUCAAACCCUCCAGCCUGGGUCAGUGUCUCUCUGGAGCCAGUGCUGUUCAAAGGUACAACCAAGAUAAGUACUUCAUCUUCGCCUUAACGCCUCAACAAGUCAGGGAGGUGUGCAUCUCCAGGGACUUUUUACCAGGUGGCAGAAGAGACUAUAUGGUUCAGAUACAGCUGAGGUUCUGUCUUUCAGAAACCAGUUGUCCCCAAGAAGACAACUACCCUAAUAGUCUCUGCAUUAAAGUCAAUGGGAAGCUGUUCCCUCUUCCGGGUUACGCCCCUCCCCCUAAAAAUGGAGUGGAACAGAAGAGACCGGGAAGACCUCUAAACAUCACCUCAUUGGUCCGAUUGUCCUCUGCAGUACCCAAUCAGAUCUCUAUAACGUGGGCACCUGAAAUCGGAAAGACGUACUCCGUGUUGGUGUAUCUGGUGAGGCAACUCACCUCUCCUCUACUGCUGCAGAGGCUCAGGAUGAAGGGCAUCAGAAACCCAGACCACUCUAGAGCGCUGAUAAAGGAGAAGCUGACAGCAGACCCUGAUAGUGAGAUUGCUACAACCAGUCUAAGAGUGUCUCUCAUGUGCCCCCUGGGUAAGAUGCGCCUGACAGUGCCGUGUCGAGCUCUCACCUGUUCCCACCUGCAGUGUUUCGACGCGGCCCUCUACCUGCAGAUGAAUGAGAAGAAACCCACCUGGGUUUGUCCUGUCUGUGACAAAAAGGCCCCCUACGAGAGCCUGAUCAUCGACGGGUUGUUCAUGGAGAUUCUGAACGACUGUUCCGAUGUGGAUGAGAUCAAGUUCCAGGAGGACGGGACCUGGUGCCCCAUGAGACCAAAGAAAGAGGCCCUCAGUGUGUCCUCAACCUGUAUCCCAAAAAUAGAACCACGUCAGUGUGCGGUGGUCCCUCCCCACAGAGAGCCCAGCUCGACCAAUAAGAAGGCAGACGUGAUCGACCUGACCCUAGAGAGCUCGUCAGAGGACGACGACGACGACGAGGAUGAGGUGGAGCCUGACCCGCCACUCAAGAAGCAAUGCCUGUUCAUGUCCAAGACGGAGGAGAUGCACGCCAAGGGAGUGCUGUCCUAUCAGCCGUCGACGGUGUGCCUGCCAAACGUACACGCCCUGGACACAUCAUCCUACCUGACGAACUCGCUAGCUGACUAUACAGUCCCCUUCCACCACUCCACCAUGUCCACCGUCCCUACGGACAUGCAGAGUCUGGAUCUGUUCUCGCUGAUCCAAGGUGACCCGCAGCAUUACAGAGCCCCUAUGUUCCUGGAUGACCUGACCAGCAACCUGCAGGGUGCCACCACCAGCGCCGGCCUGGUGUCCUCUUCUAGCCAAUACGAGCCCAGCGCCCACCUCUUCUCCGCCUCUUCUUACCAAACCGGGGUUAUUACCGGGGGAGGGGUAGGGUCCAACAGCAUCUCAGACAUCAUCUCAUUGGACUGAUUUUGUCUUGUCACUCAAAGGAACCGUCUAUCAUAAGCCUUCAAUUGAUUGUGUCCCGAAAUGGCAUCUUCGCCCCUAUAUAGUGCACUACUUUUGGGCCGUCCAGCAGAAAGUAGUGCACUAUAUAUGUGCAUCAGAAAUGGCACCAUGUCCAUAGGCCUUCACCACUGAGACAGACUGUGUGUCAGUAAAGAUGCAUUCCCUUCUUUCACCAGACCCCUGCUUUGUAGGUCAGAGUUGAUAAAAGAGUAAGAUAGUCAGGAGGCCCCCUCGCCCGGCAGACUCCACGUUGACUGAGGUGGCCCCCCCCUCGCCCGCAGACUCCACGUUGACUGAGGUGGGCCCCCCUCGCCCGGCAGACUCCACGUUGACCGAGGUGGGCCCCCCUCGCCCGGCAGACUCCACGUUGACCGAGGUGGGCCCCCCUCGCCCGGCAGACUCCACGUUGACCGAGGUGGGCCCCCCUCGCCCGGCAGACUCCACGUUGACCGAGGUGGGCCCCCCUCGCCCGGCAGACUCCACGUUGACCGAGGUGGGCCCCCCCUCGCCCGGCAGACUCCACAUUGACCGAGGUGGGCCCCCCCUCGCCCGGCAGACUCCACGUUGACCGAGGCGGGGCCCCCCCUCGCCCGGCAGACUCCACGUUGACCGAGGCGGGGCCCCCCCUCGCCCGGCAGACUCCACGUUGACCGAGGCGGGGCCCCCCCUCGCCCGGCAGACUCCACGUUGACCGAGGUAAUGUGGAACAGAAGAUUGCCUUUUCUAUUGGAUGAACUGACAUGGAAGCAUUCAGCAGCGGGACUAUGGUUGACGGUGUGGAUGGUUUGAAAACGGUUGUGUGUCAGUACCUAGGAGGAGUUAUCCCAAGGCAGCUCAUUGUUGUAUUACUAAUUAGGGGUUCAAGGAGCAACACUUUGUAUAACUCCAUUGUACGGUACGAGUGUUCAUACCCAUUGAUAUAUUACAUAUUUUGUUACAUCCUAAAUUCAGAAUGGAUUCCAUAGAUUUUUUUUUUCUCCCCCCCCUGCCCAUCUACACACAAAUACCCCAUAAUGUCAGUGACAACAUAUUUUUAAACAUAUGUGCACAUUUAUUGAAAAUGAAAUAAAUAAUUUUCCUAAGUAUUUUUUUUACCCCUGAGUCAAUACAUGUUAGAACCACAUCAGUCUUUCUGGGUGAG
Messenger RNA from Salvelinus namaycush (lake trout), 3130 nucleotides. Its product is annotated as E3 SUMO-protein ligase PIAS2-like. Gene Ontology annotation, molecular function: zinc ion binding; transcription coregulator activity; SUMO ligase activity. The transcript has 13 exons. The coding region runs from base 415 to 1950 and encodes 511 amino acids. Gene Ontology annotation, biological process: protein sumoylation; regulation of transcription by RNA polymerase II. NCBI's taxonomy places the organism in Eukaryota, Metazoa, Chordata, Actinopteri, Salmoniformes, Salmonidae. The record is from RefSeq and is a predicted model, not a curated record.